Staurois parvus is the source of this 257-nucleotide messenger RNA. Lineage: Eukaryota; Metazoa; Chordata; Amphibia; Anura; Ranidae. The record is from the annotation of a GenBank genome assembly.
CAGUGCUACAAGGGAGAUGCUGGUUAUCUGCAUUUCUCUCCUCACGAGUUGUCACGCUAACAGCUCGAGAGGAGAGCUGGUAAUCAGCAUCCCUCAGAGGGGACAUGUACACUGAUCAUCAGGGCACUGAUGAUCCGUGUGCCCUGAUGAUCAGUGUAGCCCCAGCAGUGCCACCUGUCAGUACCCAUCAAUGCCACCUGCCAGUGCCCAUCAGUGGCACAUCAAUGCCACCUAUCAGUGCCAGUCAGUGCCACCUA